This is a messenger RNA of Cotesia glomerata, 1273 nucleotides long. It is a transcript of the gene Vamp7, whose product is annotated as vesicle-associated membrane protein 7. Gene Ontology annotation, molecular function: SNAP receptor activity; SNARE binding. Gene Ontology annotation, biological process: exocytosis; vesicle fusion. Gene Ontology annotation, cellular component: membrane; SNARE complex. NCBI's taxonomy places the organism in Eukaryota, Metazoa, Arthropoda, Insecta, Hymenoptera, Braconidae. The coding region runs from base 290 to 952 and encodes 220 amino acids. The transcript has 5 exons. The record is from RefSeq and is a predicted model, not a curated record.
UCAGCUGAUAUUUUUCAGUGUUUUGACGUUUGUCGAUGGCGACUUAAAUGUCAGUAAUAACAAAUCUCAAUUAUCGGAGUAUAAAAAAUAUCUUUGAGGCGUAGCUUCACUGUAUGUAUUUUGUUUCGAUAAUAUAAAAACAUCUUUCUGAAUUUAUUGUGAAAUUUCUUCAUUUACUCUAAAAAUUGCUCUCAAUUUAAGAACAAACAAACGCCAAAGUAUUUAUUAUAUUGGAUAAAUAAAAAAUUACUCAGUGGAUUGUUGUGUUGUACGUCUGAAAUCGGUAACAAUGCCUAUCUUAUACAGCGUAAUUUCGCGAGGACCAACAAUACUAGCCAAGUAUGCAACUUGUACUGGUAAUUUUGAGGAAGUGAUAGACAAAAUUCUACCAAAAAUACCGCCUCAAAAUGAUAAACUAACUUACUCACAAGGACCGUAUUUGUUUCAUUACAUUUGUGAGGAUAGAAUUAUUUACAUGUGUAUAACAGAUGAUGAUUUCCAAAGAUCAAGAGCGUUCUUAUUUUUAAACGAAAUAAAAAGAAGAUUUUUGGCGUCUUAUGGCCCCGGGAUUCAUACUGCUAUUGCUUAUUCAAUGAACACUGAAUUUUCACGAGUGUUGACUAAUGAAAUGAAACAUUACAGCGAAUCUAAAGAUAUUGACACACUAUCAAAAGUUCAUGGAGAAUUAGACGAACUCAAAGAUAUAAUGGUGCGAAAUAUAGAUAAUGUUGCUAUGAGAGGCGAACGACUGGAGUUACUUGUUAACAAAACUGAAAAUUUAACAAAUAAUUCUGUGACAUUCAGAAAGACAAGCAGAAACCUAGCCCGCUCUUUAUUCUGGAAGAAUGUUAAACUUUACGUAAUAGUUGGCGCUAUUUUGAUUGUCGUUGUCUACUUUAUCGUCUCAAUGUUUUGUGGCGGAUUGGCUUGGCAAAAAUGCGUCGGAAAUUAAAUAAAUUUCUUUUUUUUAUUUUUUUUUUCUUUGAAUAUUUAAAUAAAAUAACAAAUAUAUUUAUAUAUUAUUAUUAUUAUUACUAUUAAUAUAAAUAGAGUUUGAGGAAGAAAACGAUGAACAAAUAUAAAUAUUGAAAAUGUAUAUAUACGUGUAACCUAUGGCACAUUAUUCAGGUACUAUACAGCCACUUUAAUUUUUUACUGUAAUAAAUUUUAACUAUUAUUUAGAUUUACUGUUGUAGAUGAUAUUAAAUGACUAUUAUAUUAUACAUGUAUUUUAAAUUACAAAUAUAAUUAAUAAUUUUCAAUUUACAGCAUA